This is a messenger RNA of Schistocerca piceifrons (Central American locust), 1905 nucleotides long. Its product is annotated as collagen alpha-1(I) chain-like. The coding region runs from base 1 to 1905 and encodes 634 amino acids. NCBI's taxonomy places the organism in Eukaryota, Metazoa, Arthropoda, Insecta, Orthoptera, Acrididae. The transcript is spliced from 14 exons. The record is from RefSeq and is a predicted model, not a curated record.
AUGCGGGUCGUGUCGAAGGCGGUACAGACUCGUCACAUGCUGGUGGGGCCUCGCCGCCGCGCCCGCAUGCAUUAUGGAGGCUGCCCUGCCCAUUGUGGCGGCCGGCCGCGCCGCUAUCAGAUUUCAUGGAUCGUGCAGGCCGCGGCCGGCUCGAUGCGAGCUGCAAACGCCCCGCGGCGGUCGCACGACGCCCCGGUCGCCACUUGCCGAUGGCGUCGGCGGCCGCCACCCACCUGCCCGCGGCGCGGCGCGCCGUCCCGCCCCACUCGCCCAGUGUCGGCAACAGCGGAGGUGCCGCCCUGCAGACUCCCUGUGGCUCUUUAUUCGGACGAGUCGCGCUUAUCCGUCGGAGGCGACGACCACCGGCUCCCCGGCGCGGCGCUCUGUUCACUUCGUAGAGAGCCGGGGUCCGGCGUCUGCCCGCUGGCCGCUCUCGUCGUGCCUUGCGAUUCUCCACGGCGCAAAGUGGCUGGCAAAGUGGACGGGGCGGGAUGCCUGCGCAUGCGCAGCGCGCAGUCCGGCGCCAGCGAGUCGCCAGCCCGUCUUGCAGCCGUCCAGACGUCCUCGCAGUGGACGGGACGUGACCGGGAAGACGAUGACAUCGACGGCAGCGGCCGCGGUGGUCCACCACUGCCCCCUCCGCCGCCUCCCAACCCGCACGGUUUCCCGUUACCGGGACCAAAGGGCGAGAAGGGGGACCCUGGCUCUCCGGGUCCUCCUGGAGACAGUGUAGAGGGUCCGCCAGGCCUCCCGGGUCCUCAGGGACCACCUGGACCUCCUGGGGAGCCUCUGGCCAUCCAUCCAGGCGACCCCAAGUACGAGCUUUGGAGAGGUCCGCCGGGACCGCCUGGGGUGUGCUCGUGUGAAGACCGGCCACAGCCUAAAGUCGAGGAUGCCAUAGCCGGCCCUCAGGGACCAAAGGGUGACAAAGGGGACGCUGGAACUCCAGGAGCACAGGGACCGCCGGGACUCAAAGGCGAGCCUGGAAGAGAUGGAUCACCUGGAAGUCCUGGACCGCCUGGAAGCCCCGGUCCGCCUGGAACAGUGGACCCAGACACACUCAAGGCGCUGGCGACGGCCGGUCCCCCGGGAGCCGUGGGCGAGAAGGGCGACCCGGGACUGCCUGGAGCGGCUGGAGGCCAGGGCGAGCCCGGCCCCGCAGGUCCCAAGGGCGACCCGGGCCCCGCAGGCGCGCCCGGCCCCGCCGGACACCAGGGUUCUCCGGGUCUACCUGGAGUCCCUGGACCGAAGGGCAGCCAAGGGCCUCCGGGACUGGACGGCGCGCCCGGCGUGCCCGGAACCGAUGGCAGGGACGGCGACAAGGGCCUCAAAGGUGAUCCAGGGAUUCCAGGGAGAGAAGGGCCACCCGGUCCUCCAGGACCGACGCCGGAGCUGCCCAUCCUCAACGAGGUUGCUCCAGUUCCAGGACAGAAGGGCGAUCGAGGAGAGGCUGGACCAAAGGGCGCGCCUGGAGAGCCCGGUCCCAAAGGCGACAGGGGAGAUCCUGGGCGACCUGGAGUUCCAGGGGAGGACGGCGGUCCAGGACCGCAGGGCCCACGAGGUCCACAGGGCGACCGCGGCGAGCGCGGCCUUCCUGGAGCUACCGGGGCGCCGGGACCGAAAGGAGAGCGCGGUCCUCCAGGACCCCGCGUGGAGGUGGGCGCCGGCACGCCGCUGGUGCUGCAGAAGGGCGACAAGGGCGACCCGGGGCGGCGGGGGCGGCGGGGGCCGCGGGGGCCCGUGGGGCCGCCGGGCAAGCCGGGGCCGCGGGGCGACCUGGGGGCGGCCGGCCUCACGGUGAGCAAGGGGCUGUGGGGGGCGACAGCAUCACGGCAGCGGGGAAGGGGCGUUCAGGGGCCAGUGUCGUACGCUGGCCUCAAGGAAAAUCCAGGGAGUCUCCAGUGA